Molecule: messenger RNA, 5883 nt
Organism: Stylophora pistillata
Lineage: Eukaryota; Metazoa; Cnidaria; Anthozoa; Scleractinia; Pocilloporidae
Source: RefSeq, a predicted model, not a curated record
GUGUACCACUAAACAAUCUUCCAGUUUGUGUCAGACGAAGCUUGGAGAAAAUGGAGUGGAAAGCGAAUGACAAAUCCCACGUUCUGAUAUUUGGCCUUUCAUUCAAUUUACUUUUGACGCUAUGCUCACUUGGUUUCACGUGCUAUUCUUUCAAUAGAUUAGAUUCACGACUGACAACAGUUGAAGAGAAUCCAUUGCUUGAAAAUCCUCCUCAUCAGUUUGCUAACCAGGUGAUUACUAAGACAUCACAUGCUCAACCGCAUCGAAGUGGAUCACAAAUGAGGGACAAUUUCCGCCUUAGAAGAGCUUCCGAUGGUCAGUCCAUAUGCCACAAAUGUAGCAGCAUCUGUUCUUACCCCCAAGCUGUCCGGAAGAAUUUGACAGAAGAACAUAUCCCGCAAAAAGUAAUUUGUGUGAAUGGUCGUAAAGUACCACCAGGUCCACCUGGUCCUCCUGGUUUGCCCGGUGAACAAGGUGCUCGCGGCUCACCGGGAACGUCUGGCCCUAGAGGCCCGGAAGGACCGCGGGGCGCUCCUGGAAAAAAAGGGAAGAGGGGAAAGAAGGGAACAAAGGGCGUUGCUGGUCCGCAAGGAAAGCGGGGCACUAGAGGACCACCAGGACCACGGGGACCACCUGGACCCUCGGGAUCAUUAAAACCACCGGUAAACCCUGCGAAAUCGUCGCAACACGUCACAAAUUUUAGCAGUGGAGAUCUCUUAGAAUUACCACACUUCAUCACAAAGCCUCCAGCUUCUUUAACAAUCAAGGAGAAACAAAAUGUGAGAUUACCUUGUCAAGCGGGUGGGUUUCCUCCGCCAGUAGUUACAUGGUAUAGGAAUGGACAUCCGAUAAAAGACGUCGUUAGAAGGCAGUUUAAGGAACGCAACUUGGAAAUAAAGGAAAUUGUGUUCGAGGAACAUGGGACUUACACCUGUACAGCGGAGAAUUUGUUGGGCAGAACUGAGUUAUCAGUCAAUGUCACUGUGGAAGUUCCAACCAGGUUUAAAGCGAAACCAAAGAAAUCCGUCACCGCUUAUAAAACAUGGGACACUAUUAUCAAAUGUGACAUAUUUGGUUAUCCUUCUCCUGUAAUCACAUGGACAAGAUCCCUCAAGCAACUUCCCGUCAACAGGCAUGUUAUUGACGACAACCGGCUAAUAAUUAAGAACACAACAGAAAACGAUGACGGUGCUUAUGUGUGUCAAGGAACCAAUAAGUUGGGGAAUGUGAUGGCUGUUACAUGGGUCGUUGUUAAAGAUGUAGUGGAACCCUUCAUUGUUUCCAGUCCUCCCAGUGAAAUUCAUGUUCAGAAUGUUGGCGAUACUGUGAACUUAAACUGCUCCGCUAGUGGCGCGCCGCUGCCUCGAGUUGGGUGGCUCAAGAAUGGAAAACACGUUUAUUCUACAUCGGUGUUCAAUGGGCAAAAUCUGAUUACGAGUGAACUUGUUAUCCAUGGUUUCCAGCCAAGCGAUGUUGCGAUCUACAUAUGUACCUUCUAUAAUGAAAAGAAUGCGACAGCGGAAGCCAAUACAAGUUUGGCCUUAGUUAACUGUGGUUAUCCUGGUACUCCAUCAAACGGUCAGAUGCGAGGAGAACGAUACUGGACAGGUCAAUUCGUCUCGUUCAUUUGUGCUCCACAGUAUCAUCUCGUUGGUUCGGCUUCUAGGAUGUGUUUGCCAUCUGGCAAUUGGAGUGGUAUACAACCUUCAUGCCGAAGGGUGUGUCCCCAUCUACUACACUUGAAACACGGCUUUUCUACUGGCCAGGAGUUUUGGGAAGGGAAACGCGUUUUAUUUAAAUGCAAGCCUGGAUAUCGGCUCUUCGGACCAUCGGAAAUUUUCUGCACUGAAAAUGGAACCUGGACAGAAGCUCAGCCUAGAUGUAGUCAAGGAUUGCAAAUCUCAUCAUAUAUCCUGGGGAGCGAUGAAUUCCUCAUCAGUCACCUUAGUCGAUUCUUGGAGCCAGUGGCUGGUUCGCAUUCCAGAUGGUAUCUAUGUUGGCGCGCCUCCAUUCAUGGAUGGUCAGCAAGCAAUUUUCACAACAACUGCGACGGGAAGCCAUACACAGUUACGAUAAUUAGAAAGGGUCAGUACGUGUUUGGAGGAUACAGCGAAGUUUACUGGGGAUCCAGUGGUGGUUCGACUACCGAUCCCAGGGCUUUCAUUUUCUCUCUCGUCAACAAAGAAGGACUUGCACCAUUCAAAAGCAUGGUGAAAUAUCCAGCAAACGCAAUCAGAAGGAGCUUAAGUUAUGGUCCACGAUUUGGAUCGAGCGACAUUUACAUUAGCAAUAAUGCUAACAGUAACCGUAAUUCAUUUACAAACUUAGGGAACUCCUACGGGACACCAAGUGGAGUAAAAAGCAGAAGCACAAUCUUGGCUGGGACUCACCAAUUCUCGCCUGAUGAGGUGGAGGUAUUUUACCGUUACUGAGUCACACCACGACAUCUAGACCACGGAAUCCUCAUUAUCUGGACUCAUACAUUAAGGACCUCAUUUGUUUAGCUUGAAAAAUAAUCUCUUGGCUCAAUAAUUUAAGAACGCAACUUUAUGGGUUCAAUGCUUGUAAAAUAAAUGUUUUAUUUAAGUUGAUAAUUACCUCUUUGUGACGAUGAUAACCGCGUGAGUUGCGAGGAACAAUAGCGUGUUAUUCGUUCUUACCAUCCUGCCCUACGACAUGAGUUUGAUUCCUUUCUUCCUUAAAGACAGCGCUUUUUUUUUAAGUUGGAGCUAAUGAUAAGUCUAGAAAAACACCAAAUAUCUUUCUUAUUAACCUAAGGUUACACUCAAGUCACCCAAACUGCUGUGAAAAGUUGGAUCAUUUACCAACAAGUUCUAAACUUUCACGGCUGCAAAUAAAACAGCGUAUUUUUAAGCUGAAGGAUUAGACAGGAACAUGAAGUUAAUUAUCGUUAUCAGGUUACAUAUUGACUAUUGUGACUGCAAUUACAGUUGCAAGACGACAACUGCGGAUGAAAGCAUCAUUUUGAGAGGUUGAGAAUUCUGUACUAAAAACUGUGGAGGAAGGAGUUGCACUUCAAAAGGUACGCCAGUUUUCUUAAUUACUAUCAGGUUAAGACGCUUGAAGAACAAAAGCAUUUCAUCGUUAAUUCUUCAUUUCUUAGAGGCAAAAAGAAAACGUUUGCGAGAAAAAUGUGAUGGUUAAUCACCCGGAUGUGAAAAAAGCUAUGGUUCAAAGCGACUAGUUUUGUGUUUUAUGGUCCUUGCAUAUUAAUUUCCUCACUUUUCGCAGAGGACUAAGCUAUUAAAAUUCUCAUGAUAUAUCUAGUUCUCAAACCAACAGGAAUAAAAAUCUAUUUUUAAGUCGAUAACAUGAGCGCUAUUCCACUUUUAUUUGCAAUGAUUUGUUAAACUUGGACAAGAUAACGAGGAUUAUAUUUUGUGAUAACUUCAAUUUCAAGUUUUUAGGUAAGCAGAAUAGAACAGCAUUGACGGUUCGACACCGGUGACAAAAAGCGAUGAAUUUGAAAUUCUUGGGCAAAUAUUAAAAAAAACAAUAAAAAAUCUUUAAUGGCCUUUCUUUCGCUCGACCUCCAAUAAAAGGCAGUGAAAUAACUGCCUGAGUCUGGUUGUAGUAGUUUUGUUCCUUUAAUGUUGCGCAAGAGAGAAAUAAUCAAUAUUUAAGUUGAAAUUUGUUUCCAAGGUAGUUACUAUUAUACUUCUUGUUCCAAGCAGUGUCGGGAAAUAUUUCCUUGCAUUUCGCACAAAAGAGGUUUUUGACAAAAGUAAAGAUUGAUUUCUAAUACGUACUCAUGUCUUAUUAUCCAGCACUUUUUAAUGCCUAUUCAAUUUGAAAAUGAGAUGUCGCACGAAUUCUUUGGGCGAUGAAAUUCUCCCAUUAUAAAAUUUACAUAGACAAAGUUUUAUAAUCAAAUGUGUACUUUAUGAACAAGGAUGCUUCCUAAAAACAUCCUCUUUGAUCGUCAUCCACUGAAGGUGUGUUAUUUGCUUUAAAAAUAAUGAUGAUUGGGUUUACAAACUUGAGGCUUUUGAACUUUUUUUACUUUUCCCCGAAACUUUUGAGGUUUUGUGGUGUCUUGAAACAAACUAAUGGAAAAAACAUGGAUUCUGCCAGUGUGGAAGUUUGGUUUCUCUGAGUUCUCUUCGUGUAAAGUACCGGAGUUCUGUUUAAGGCCAUGGCCAGUAGCAACAUCUUUGAUAAAAGGAAUCGAUAGCGCCCAUGCAAGUCUCGGGAAGAGCAUAGUUAUGAGGUUCACUUUGGAUUAAUGAUUCGACGCAACUUUCCUUUCAAUUUUUGAUAAUAAAGCAAAGUCAACAAAUACUUUUUAGAGAAUUAAAUGGUAGAGAAUUAAUUUUAAAUUGGAGUAGGAAAGUACGUCUUUUCUGUCUUAGCAAUGGAAAUCUUCAAGACUUUUUUAUUCUAGAUACUAGUGUUUUUUUCUUCAAUCGCUUUUGGUGACCAAGGGGCACCUGCUCUAAAAUGUAAAUUUUUGCAUCGAGGGUUCUGGACUAAAAACUGAAUUUCCACAAUUUCUCAAUAUCUCAACUUUACAAUUUUCGAUCACGAGUCCGUAGUAAAAAAAAAAUAAAAAUUUCAAGAAUUUAUCUCUGACUCUAGUUUCAAAGCACAAAGGCUUUAUAUCGAGUAAAAGUAGCGACUUAGAACUUAUCACGUAAUGUGUGUUUCUUAAAUAUGCCACCAAACCUUGUUAAAAAAUUGGAUAGCGCUUACUUUGAGCAUGCAGAGGUUCUCUCACUUUGCCGCAAGCGAGUAUUCGCUCUGGCGUCCGAGCAUCAUUUUUCCGCCGGCAGCCAACUCAAAGCAGCAAUGGCUUAGGUAAGCCGAUGUGUGGAAACGAAGGCUAGUGAUGUAAUACACUCGGACCUACACGGAUUUACAUGUAUAUAUCUAGCGCGUAUUUAUAUAAUUAUUGUUGUAGUCUUUUCGGUUAAGAGUUAUAAUGUGUAACGGACGUUAAUAAAUGGUUUUCAACUUAACCGCGGUGCACUACAUUGGCCACGAGGAUUUUGGGGAUUUCGAGGUUUCGUUGAGGGUUGCAGAAGUUUCGCUCGGGAUUCCGUAGGUGAUUUCCCCAGGGAUCUAUUUCAGAGAUUCUGGGACGCUGUGGAUCAGGCGAAACUGACGCCACAAACGGUUUUGUUAGCAGUGCUGUAGGCCGUGCUAUUGGCAGUUCUGUUAGUGUGGUUCUGGAAUGGCUUCGGUUGCUUUAGUUGUCAAUGGAUUGGAACCAUUUAAUCCGAAGGGAGAGACACACAAUUUAAGUCAGCGGUGGAAAGUCAUUUUUUUUAGAAUGACCAUUGUGACUACACCCGUGGUUGCAAACCGAGAAAUGUUGAUUGAGAAGUCUUAUAUAUUAGUUGUUAAAUUCCUCUCUAAAAAUUCCUUGUAAGAAAAAAAAUGUCAUUACAAUGAUAGUUUGAUCGAUACAGUGUUCAAAUUGGGCGUAGUUUGGUCACGACUGCAGUCUCGGCGAACAAACUCUACGAUUUAUGGAGAUCUUGACCUUUGCAGUUCACGAAGAAACUGGGCAUAGUUUUGGUCACGACUGCAGUCGCAGCGAACAAACUCUACGAUUUAUGGAGAUCUUGGCCUUUGCAGUUCACGAAGAAACUAAAAACACGGAAUUGUGCUGAACUAUGGUUAGUCGUACGUGGGUUAAGUUCUCAUCUCUAGAAGGCUUUACUACAAUAUGGCAAUGCAUUAUAGUUAACUAUUUACCAGCACCUGUUUCGAACAGAGGUUCGACAUGUUUAACUGCCCCUUAGAGCUGAUAAUCAUUUCUUUGUGACGUUGCUUAGUGUAUGGGCCCUAGAGCACAAUUACGUGUUAGUACAGAUAAUCGCAUGGGGCCGAGUAAAAUUAAGGAUUAAUGUCACGCAU